Messenger RNA from Durusdinium trenchii, 981 nucleotides. The record is from the annotation of a GenBank genome assembly. NCBI's taxonomy places the organism in Eukaryota, Dinophyceae, Suessiales, Symbiodiniaceae.
GAACAUGUUCGAUCAAGUUUGCACUAAAAGUGCCAAGCUUGCAGCCAAUGGCCCAAGCGCAGAGUGCUGCCGCCGAGCCUUCGGGAGUUCUCACAACUCCCGUGGGGCGGUUGAGAAGCACCUCGUUGAUGGGGCCUGAUGGCAAAGCGAAGGCGGGGACACCGUGGCGGCCACCUUCUCCUCGGCCUGGUCGGGGUCUUGGGCGCGAUGCGUCUGAUGGCUGAGAGGAUGGAUGUCGGCUUUGCAGGGUGGAGGAUGGAUCCGGUUGGUCUUGGUCCUGGAGCGCUCCCGAGGCUGAGAAGGACGGGCGGUUCGCUGGUGCCACAUGCUGCGACGGCAAAGACUGUUUCAGUGAGACUCUUGCAAGCAGUAGGCCCGGAAGACCGCGACGCGGCCUUCAUGGAGCGUUUGCGCUGCCUGGCGCGGGAGGCGCUCAGCUGGGCUUGGCUCACUCCGCAGCAACGGCUGGUGUGGGCUGCGGCCAUCGAGCUGGAUGCGGUACCUUUGCAGGAGCUUCCACCGUGGUUUUGGGAGCGGCAGAACGUCACUCUUAGGCAUCCAAGCAGGGAUGCUGAAGUCGAAGGCAAGCAUUCUGCCCAGGUUAUCAUUGACCAGCAUUUUCCCAAAAAGCAUAGAGCAAAGACCCCGCGACCAAAGUUCAACCCGUAUUCAACUGCCCUGUUCAAAUCCGACAGGCACUGCCUCGGCACUUCGUCGAAUUCUCGUAGUCUGAAAAAUAGCUCAAACUCAAACCUUCUUCUAUGCAUGAGUCGUUUUCUGCCAGGGUUGGUAGUAUUCCUAGCCUAUGCACCUUACAGACCUGGCAGCUGCUUCGUUCGCUUCAUUUUUGGCCGCCUCACGGACUGCUCGCAGCCGCAGGCGUCGACCUGGUGAGCCUGGACGGCCGCCGGGGCGUGCGGUGCAUCGACGGCACCGCAACGGUUGAGGACGCGGCGCGCUUCGUCCAGGUGGCGCAAGAGG